Messenger RNA from Myxocyprinus asiaticus (Chinese sucker), 3885 nucleotides. RefSeq names its product glutathione reductase (gene gsr). Gene Ontology annotation, biological process: cellular response to oxidative stress; glutathione metabolic process; cell redox homeostasis. Gene Ontology annotation, cellular component: cytosol; mitochondrion. The record is from RefSeq and is a predicted model, not a curated record. Lineage: Eukaryota; Metazoa; Chordata; Actinopteri; Cypriniformes; Catostomidae. Bases 96 to 1703 code for a protein of 535 amino acids. Gene Ontology annotation, molecular function: NADP binding; glutathione-disulfide reductase (NADPH) activity; flavin adenine dinucleotide binding. The transcript is spliced from 14 exons.
AUUUGUUUUGCUCCAUUCUUGCCAAGGUGUUGUAAUUAAAUGUUAUAAAAUACAUUUCGUAUUAUCAAGUAGACCAACGUAUUUUCUAUGUCACCAUGGCUCAGCACAUAUUUCAAAGUGAGUUAAAAGUAAGUUCAUCACGCGGGAUUGGAAAAAGGACUGACAGUUUGACGUUCAACUACGGCGUUGGUCAGGGUGUUGGCUUCCUGGUUAUGGAGAUAUUAAACCUGCGAGCGUCUUUUCUUACUCUUGGCCGAUCGCUGUCAUCUUCUCGUAGACUCUUCAGCCGGAGCAUGGCAUCUGAAUCCGUCACCCGCUAUGAUUUCCUGGUAUUAGGCGGAGGAUCCGGAGGGCUUGCCGGUGCGCGGCGGGCGGCUGAACUCGGUGCCACUGCUGCCGUGAUCGAAAGUCACAGAUUCGGAGGUACCUGCGUUAAUGUUGGUUGUGUUCCUAAAAAGGUCAUGUGGAAUGCAUCCUCCCAUGCUGAGUAUCUCCAUGACCAUGAAGAUUACGGCUUUGAAGGUGCAAAAGCACAUUUCAGCUGGCAAUUAAUUAAACGGAAAAGGGAUGCUUACGUUAGUCGUCUCAAUCACAUUUAUCGGAACAACCUUGACAAGGCCAAAAUUGAGUCCAUUCAUGGCUAUGCAAGGUUCACUGAUGAUCCUGAACCCACUCUUGAAGUCAAUGGACAGAAGUACACGGCACCCCAUAUUUUAAUCGCCACUGGCGGCCACCCGUCCACUGUCAGUGACGAUGAUGUGCCAGGAGCCAGUUUAGGCAUUACCAGUGAUGGAUUCUUUGAACUUGAGUCUUGCCCUAAACGUAGUGUCAUAGUUGGGGCAGGGUAUAUUGCCGUGGAGAUGGCUGGUAUCCUUUCCACUCUGGGGUCCAAAACGUCUAUCAUCAUUCGGCAAGGCGGGGUAUUAAGGAACUUCGAUGCCUUGAUAAGCUCAAAUUGCACUAAAGAAUUGCAAAAUCAUGGUAUUGACUUACGGAAGAAUACUCAGGUGAAGUCAGUAAAGAAGACUGAUAAAGGCCUCGUGGUUAUGCUGGUGACAAAAGACCCUGACGACAAGGAUUCACAGGAAAAGUUUGAUACCAUUCAUGAGGUGGACUGUCUGCUCUGGGCCAUUGGCAGGGAGCCCAACACAGCUGGACUCAACCUCAGUCAAAUAGGUGUGAAGCUGGAUGAAAGGGGACAUAUUGUGGUGGACGAGUUCCAGAACACCACUCGACCGGGCAUCUACGCAGUUGGGGAUGUUUGUGGGAGAGCUCUCCUUACACCUGUUGCUAUUGCUGCUGGCAGAAAGCUUGCUCACCGAUUGUUUGAAGGCAGUGCAGACUCCAAAAUCGAUUAUAAUAACAUCCCUACGGUUGUGUUCAGCCAUCCACCAAUUGGCACAGUGGGACUAACUGAAGAUGAAGCAAUCAAGAGCUGGGGAAAGGACAAUGUGAAGGUUUAUACCACCUCUUUCACUCCAAUGUAUUAUGCCAUGACCACUCGAAAGAGUCAGUGCAUCAUGAAGCUGGUGUGUGCAGACAAAGAUGAGAAGGUGGUUGGUCUCCAUAUGCAGGGUUUUGGCUGUGAUGAGAUGCUUCAGGGUUUUGCUGUGGCCAUUAACAUGGGGGCUACUAAAGCAGACUUUGACAAAACUAUUGCCAUCCACCCCACGUCAUCAGAGGAGCUGGUUACAUUGCGCUAAUCACAAUCUGUAUCCCAACAUGCCAUUGUUCCAAUGUAAACAAAAAAAUAAAACUUCUCUGACUAUUUUCCCAGCAUCUACAUAUAGCAGUAUAUUACAAUGACAGUGAGCAUAUACGGGGUUUGUUAUGUCUCUGGAGUCGUGUGCUAUUGCCAGUGAUUGAUAAAGAUAAAUUAUUACAAACAAUAAUCAACUGACUACAAGUGCUGGAGGUACUAUUGUUUGAUUGAAAGAGUGUCAGAUGAAGGCUUGAUGAUUUAUAAAAGCUCGAACUAAAAUCUGUUUAUAUUAAAAAUUUCAAACAUUGUUGCUUACAUUUCUAAAAAGGUAAAUUCAGUUGUGGAAAAACAAAUGAGAGUUGCAUUCAAUAGUAGUGGGUAGUAGAUAGCUCAGGAUACAUGUACUGUGGGGUUCAAAAGUCCACUUGUGAAAAUGCUUCUAUUUUACUUUUUCUAUAUAUUAAAUGUAAAAUAGACAGCAAUUUUUCUAAAUUAAAUGUUUUAUUUUUUUUUACUACAAAUUAUAAAAUAAUUUUACUACAAAUUAUAAAUUUGAGUGAAAAGUUUAAUUGAACAAUUUAUUUGUAUGUCUGUUUACUAUGUCCCCCAUUUAAUGGCAGCAUGCUUGCAAAAUGACACUCCACAAGCUUGCACAAAAACUGACAAUUCAUGUUAUCCAACCAUGAUUUGAUAAUGUUCCAAAUAGCAGCUUGUGGAAAUCUGAAGAGUUAACAUGGUGAAAGUCACAAAUUUGUGACAUAGAAUUAGUGCAGAAUAGUAUAUAUUUCUAUUUUAUGUCAUUACAUUUGUUUAACAUUUCUCAAAAACCUUUAUUUCAGGGUUGAAAUUAGAUUUUGGACCCCAGAUUUUCAGUGAACAAUGUGAACCCCACCGUAUGUCAAAUAAAAUUGUAUAUGCACAGUUCAGCACUUGUGCAUAAUCCCUGAAUGCUGUCAAAAAAAUCAGUCUUUGUGCGAUUAAUAGUUUAACUUUAUCAAAUAUACUUUUAAUAAACUGGUCACUUUUUGUAAAUAUUUAUGUUUACAUCUUGAGAUCUUUAAUCAAUUCUUUAAAGGCUUUAAAUUUUUGCAUUCAUAGAAGAGAAACUAAAAGUUCCCUGUAUUAAUGUAUUGUAAGGUACUUUCUAUAAAGCUUGAGAAAAGUGUAAGUCACACCAUGAGAGUUAGAUCUUGUUGCUCUACAAAGAUGUAUUUGCAAAAGUGCCAUUGGAUGUAAUAAUUUAGAAAAUACAGCAUGCAAUACAGUCAUCAUUUGUGACCGAGUAUGUAUGGCCAUUAGAGAUUAUUGGCAGCAGCAGGAAAUCACAGAACUGUGCGCGCUUGCUCAAUCAAUAGUUUGACCUCUCACUUGUCAAAAUCGUGCUCUAUCAAUGGAUAAUAGCAUGCUUUUAACUCAGGUGUUCAGAAAGUUAUGACAAAAAACAUUCUGCAUUCAAAGUCCACAAAAUGUUAUGUUUUAAUAUUGUAUGGUGUGAUGAAAUGUGGCCGUGUUGUAUACUGUGAGACAGAAGGAAGUUAUUCGAAGAAAAAUGCUUUGAUGCUUCAUUUUUACCCAAGAUUGAGUCUACAAACACAUUUCAAAAGUAUUAUGGGAGUCACCAAUUCAGUCUAAAUUGCAGAAGAGUGGGGAAGUCAGUCAAACAAAGCAAACCGUUUAAGAAAGUCGUUUUAAUGGUUAAAGGUUUACAACAUGGUCACUGUUUGAUCAAAUAAAAUACUAAAAACAGUUUAUACAAUAUGAACUGUGUAAUAGCGUUAAAACAAAACACAUUGUUACAUAAAAUUAUACAGGUCAAAGAGGACAUAAAAAUAAAAACUAUGAGCUGCUUAAAUUUCGUUAUAACCCCUGAGUUUCAUCUCACUAAACGAUGGUCUUACAUUCAGUAAACCAAGAACAGAUCGGCCUGACCUGGGUAAACGUGACCACUUUAAACCUAAACAAAAUUAAAAACAAAACACAAAAGUGAAACAAGACUCCGGUAUCUACUGGUGCUGCUAAUGGCACCGGAAAGCGACAUCAUGGCAAUGCGGGGGGGGGGGGGGGGGGGUAGAGGUUCCCCAAUAAUACAGCUCACAGUUACUCAAUAUAAACCAAACUAACAAUUCCCAGAUCAAACAACUCAUUUUUGAAAGUCCAGUCGUAAGUGUUUAAAAAAAAAAAGA